Bathycoccus prasinos is the source of this 1539-nucleotide messenger RNA. RefSeq names its product cytosine deaminase. Gene Ontology annotation, biological process: cytosine catabolic process. NCBI's taxonomy places the organism in Eukaryota, Viridiplantae, Chlorophyta, Mamiellophyceae, Mamiellales, Bathycoccaceae. Gene Ontology annotation, molecular function: isoguanine deaminase activity; cytosine deaminase activity. Bases 1 to 1539 code for a protein of 512 amino acids. The transcript has a single exon. The record is from RefSeq and is a predicted model, not a curated record.
AUGAAUGCGGCGGCGUGGAUAAAACCACCGGAGAGCACUGCUUCGUCGUAUACCGUUAAAAACGCGAGAGUGCCUGUGGUUUUAUUAUCUUUCGCCGAGGAUAAUGGGACAAAAACCGAUGAUGUUCUGAAUUCAGUUUCGUCCUCGAAAGGCACUCCAGAAGUCGCUUUCCGAACAACGAACCCAUCUGGAGAUAGAGAUGGAUUGGUUUUGGUAGACAUAACUGUCAAAGACGGGAUAAUCGCACGAAUUAAGCCUUCUUCAGAAGGAGAAGAAGAAGAAGAAGAAGGAACCGUCCUCGACGCGAAGAAAGGGGUGUGCAUGCCCACCUUUUGCGAUAUCCACACUCAUGUGGAUAAAUCGCACACGUGCGAACGAAGUCGAAACGAAUCGGGAUCUUUAGCCGGUGCGGACAAGUCCUGUCAAAUCGAUGAAAUACACUGGACGGAAGAAGAACUCAUGGCGAGAAUGGAAUUUUCUCUAAAGACAGCGUACGCGCACGGCACGUCCGCUAUUCGAACUCAUUUGAUGUCUGGUCCGACUCAAGGCGCGCUGACUUGGCCGGCGUUUAUGAAACUUCGAGAAAAAUGGAAAGGACGAAUAGAACUACAAGGGGUCUCGUUAUCAAUUUUGAGCUUUUUCAAAGACGAACACUCUAGUAGAAAUCUAGCUCGGACGGUUAAAGCGCACAAAGGGAUUUUAGGUGCCGCUGUGUCGUGUUCUGACUACGGAGGGACAGAUUUGGAUCCCCACACGACGUGCGGGGACGAGAUACACGCUUUGCUCGAUAAAGUGUUCCAACUCGCAAUAGAAUUUGAACUUGACUUAGAUUUUCACGUCGAUGAAAACGGUAACGAAGAGUCGAAAGGUUUGUUGCACAUAUCUGACGCAGCGAUUAGAAACAAUUACAAAGGACAGAUCGUUUGCGGGCAUUGUUGUUCUUUAGCGGCGCAAACCGCCGAGAAUUUGGAAAUCAUGUUACAAGCCGCAAAGAGAGCCAAUAUUACCAUCGUUAGUCUACCUAUGGUAAAUCAAUGGCUUCAAAAUAGGUGUGAACUAGGAGAAAAAACGCCGAGACGUCGUGGAAUUCCUCUUUUGAAGGAGAUUACCACAAGAAAUAUUCCAGUAUGUUUAGCGAGCGAUAACAUCAGAGAUCAGUUUUACGGAUACGGGGACUUGGAUAUGCUCGAAGUUUUUCGUCUCAGCGUCUUCAUUGCCCAUUUAGACCGUCCUUCUCUUGGGGACUGGCCUAAAGCUGUCACGACAACGCCUGCACAGGCGAUGGGAAUAGGUGAAACUCACGGAUUGCUAAAAGAAGGCGGUCCGGCAAACUUUGUGAUCUUUCGCGGUCGACAAUACUCUGAGUUGUUUUCGAGAUCUCAACACGAUAGACUCGUCGUGCGUAACGGAAAAUGGAUUGCAACUACUGUGCCCAAUUACGACGAGCUCGAUCCAAUCUUAGAUCACCACGCGUUGAGCAAAACUCAACCAUUAAUAGGAAGCAACGAUAGUAAAGAAAAUAGAAAGACAAUAGUUUAG